Suillus subaureus is the source of this 525-nucleotide messenger RNA. RefSeq lists its product as uncharacterized. The record is from RefSeq and is a predicted model, not a curated record. Bases 8 to 319 code for a protein of 103 amino acids. NCBI's taxonomy places the organism in Eukaryota, Fungi, Basidiomycota, Agaricomycetes, Boletales, Suillaceae. The transcript has 2 exons.
GCACUGUAUGUUUCUCCGCGACCAGAACAUGAAAAGGCGAAAUACAUGCUGCAACUGCGAAGCCAAUCGCAAGGCCAGGCACAGGCGCCGUCAUCCCAGACUCAGCCCACCGAUUCAUCAACGCCCACAACACCUCUUACUACUAGUCCUACAACACCAGGGGCAGCAAGCGCACGGUCACGACCCAUCCCGUUGUGGGCCCGUCUCGUACUUUUUCUCUGUUGUGCAUCUCCCCCACAUGCCGAUGGUCAUUAAUACUUCAGCAUGUGAACACCUAUUUUUCAUCUUUGCUUCUGCGGGAUCGCUGGACGGAGCCUGACAAUGUGUCUAGUCCGUUACAAUACUCAACGAAUAGGCUGGCAAGAGCAUUCUUAGUCCUAGUCCAGAAUUUUACCAACCUUCAAUUUGACUGGGCCACCGUUUUGGCUUGUGUCUUCCUGAACCCUCCUGGCACAAGACAGUCAACAGUGCCCGUCCUGAUGACGACCCUCGAGUCUUGGACUGAAGAGUAAAAUAAAAUUAUUG